This is a messenger RNA of Cajanus cajan (pigeon pea), 2187 nucleotides long. It is a transcript of the gene PRMT3, whose product is annotated as protein arginine methyltransferase 3. Gene Ontology annotation, cellular component: nucleus. Gene Ontology annotation, biological process: chromatin remodeling; peptidyl-arginine methylation, to asymmetrical-dimethyl arginine. Gene Ontology annotation, molecular function: protein-arginine N-methyltransferase activity; histone methyltransferase activity. Lineage: Eukaryota; Viridiplantae; Streptophyta; Magnoliopsida; Fabales; Fabaceae. The record is from RefSeq and is a predicted model, not a curated record.
AGUGUUAAACGAAAGUUUCACCACUUUAGGGUUUUUGAGAGGGUUUAAGCGUUUUUACACUAAUGGCUUUCGGUGUCAAGCAAAAGGAAGAAGAAGAAGCACCUUAUAGAAUGGAAGAAGACGAAGAUGAAGAAGAAGAAGAAGAAGAAGAAGGAGAACACGUAUGGGACGAUUGGGAAGGUGAGGAGGGAGAGCGUGAAUCGGAAUUCGCUUGUCUCUUCUGUGAUUCCCACUACAGUUCGUGCGAUUCCUUGUUCGACCAUUGCGCCUCCCUUCACCACUUCGAUUUCCACACAAUUAGAGCCACACUUAACUUGGAUUUCUAUGCCUCCUUCAAGCUCAUCAACUUCAUCCGCUCUCAGGUGGCAGAAAACAGAUGCUGGAGUUGUGGGUUAACAUUUCAGUGCAAGCGUGACUUGCAGAAUCAUUUGCAUGAUGUAGUUGAUUUUAACGAGAUAAAGACUCUGUGGAAUGAUGAUAAGUAUCUACUACCUUUCAUGCAAGACGAUUCACUGUUGUACAGUUUUGGCGAAUGUGAUGAGGAAGGUGAAGAUGAACAAAUUUCUAGUAUUGAUGAAGAUCUUAUAAAGGAUUUGAUGAACAUUGAAGAGAGUAUCCGUGACGAUCAAGAUGCUAUGAAGACAGUGGUAGUUGAUGACAAACAUGAUGCUUGUAGAAGAAACAAUAUUGCUUCCAUUUCUAAUGAUCAUUUGAACAGGGCUAGUUCUUCAAACAAGGAACUUACUAAUGGUGAUGGCUCAAGACAUGUUUUGUGUAGUGAUAAGGAUCCAGAAGGAGGGCAUUUGAUGGGUAAUUCUCAAAAUCACAUUGUAAAGCAUAUUAAGAAGGUUAAUGAAAGUUAUUUUGGGUCUUACAGUUCAUUUGGCAUCCAUCGAGAGAUGUUAAGUGAUAAGGAAAGAAUGGAUGCUUAUGGCCAAGCAAUUUUGAAGAAUCCCUCUCUACUAAAUGGUGCGGUGGUUAUGGAUGUAGGUUGUGGAACUGGAAUCCUCAGCCUAUUUUCAGCAAAAGCUGGGGCUACUAGGGUUAUUGCAGUUGAGGCUAGUGCCAAGAUGGCAGCAGUGGCAUCUCAGGUUGCAAAAGAUAAUGGUCUUUGGCUGAGUAAAAGCCACAGUGGAGUUGAUGGCUUCCAAAAUGGCGUCAUAGAAGUGGUUCAUGGUAUGGUUGAGGAGAUUGAUAAAACAGUUGAACUUCAACCUCACAGUGUUGAUGUAUUGUUAAGUGAAUGGAUGGGAUAUUGCUUGCUGUAUGAAUCCAUGCUUGGUUCAGUGCUUUAUGCACGGGACCGGUGGUUGAAGCCUGGUGGUGCCAUUCUUCCUGACACAGCAACUAUUUUUGUUGCAGGAUUCGGAAAAGGAGCCACAAGUCUUCCAUUUUGGGAAAAUGUGUGUGAUUUUGACAUGUCUUGCAUUGGGAAGGAGCUUGUCAUAGAUGCUGCUCAAAUUCCUAUAGUUGAUGUUGUGGACUCUCAAGACUUAGUUACCAGUUCUUCAAUUCUUCAGACCUUUGAUUUGGCAACCAUGAAGCCCAAUGAAGUGGAUUUCACUGCAACUGCUACUUUGGAACUGAAACCGAGUGCUUCACGGAACAAAGUGACACAGUUAAAUUCCAAAACAUGCUGCUGGUGCUAUGGCGUUGUCCUAUGGUUUGAAACUGGAUUUACAAGCAGAUUCUGCCGUGAAACACCGGCUGUGUUAUCCACAUCCCCUUACACACCAAAAACACACUGGUCACAAACAAUCUUAACCUUUCGAGAACCUAUUGCAAUGGGACCUGGAAAAGAAAAUGGGGGUAAACUGGAAGCAAUCGGCACUGACGUGUAUCCUGCUGUGAAGAUUGAUUUACGUGUCAGCAUUGUCCGCUCUACUGAGCAUCGCAGCAUUGACAUUUCCUUAGAAGCUGCUGGUGUUGGUCAUGAUGGUCACAAACGCAGUUGGCCUGCUCAGAUUUUUACUCUGCAGUAGGAAGCAUCAUGCUAUUGUAGCAAAGAAUAUUGUGCAACAGUUUCUCUUGUUGACAACAGUUAAAAUCAAUUUUCAAAUGUUAGUUAUAAUUGCUAAAAUGUAGGUUUCUUGCUCGUCGUUGAAUGCCAGACUCUGCCCUGUCUAAUUAAACAGGGAAUGUAUUUCUUCAAUUCAUAUUUAUGCAUUUCACAAAAACAUAUGUGCA